GUUCCGCUCGUGUAACUCGAAAAGGAAGCAAAGACAAAGCCCACCAACCAUGGCACUCAUUUGGGACACGGACGCUUUACCGACGAUUGCUUCAACAUGGACUGCUCCAACAUCAUGUUUUGCCAGUACACUAUACUACCGCGUCUUUUACAAAGGGAAUUUCUUCAGUAACCUAUACGGAACGCCGACACCUGUUUUUGAGGGCAAUACGCCCACUGGCGCCUGUGUCCCCCCUUCUUUUACCAUGAAUGUGCCUUUUCGAACAGAUGGUGGUUGUCCUACAGGAUACACGACUGCAUGCACCGGUACCGGUACAAGUCGGUUGGGCACACAAUUGACCACGGUGACCUGCUGCCCUAGUGUCACCGGCGGUGAUUUCUCCUUCAUGUGUAAAGAUCACCAGUACGGCUGUCACGCAACAGCAACAGUUGGUGCCGUAUGGACGGGGGCCAUCACAAAUCUCGAAAACUCGAACUUUGAGUCUGUGACACGUACACCGUCGACAAACGAGGGACUUGAAGCAUGGGGGAUAAGGUUGAUUUCAAUCGCUUCUUCAACAGCAACCACAACAUCUCCAACCGCCUCAGCAACCACAACCCCCGUAACCACAGCUCCAGUAACCGCCACUCCAGCAACCACAGCCCUCGCAAGUCAGACACCAGCCACGACGAGCGCCACAAGCGGCGACAACAACCCUACAGAUGGUAUUUCUACUGGUGCUAUAGCAGGCAUUGCCAUUGGUGCCGCUGCUGUUAUUGGUAUCGCUCUUGCUGCUGUCCUUAUCUACCGCAUAAGACGCAACCGAGGAGCUACCUACAGCAACCAUGACAGCCAUGAGGCAACAGGAGAGGAAGGCAUGGCGUACCUACCAAACAAACACCAUGAUAUAUACGCCUACCCUAAUGGUACUCUUGACGGUAGAGUACAUGAAGCAGCUGUACAAAUUGAUAAUGGAGGAGUACACGAAGCUCCUACACAUCUGGGUCGGACACAGCCUUGGGAGUUACAAUAAUGAAUUAUGAAGAGUAGUCAUGUCGUUUCUUCUCUGGAUGACAACCAAGCGCAUAAUCAGACACUACAGUACAUUUCCCAGCAGGUAUACUUUUUGGAGCGUGUGUAGACA
Molecule: messenger RNA, 1123 nt
Organism: Pyricularia grisea
Lineage: Eukaryota; Fungi; Ascomycota; Sordariomycetes; Magnaporthales; Pyriculariaceae
Exons: 3
Coding region: 50-1012 (320 amino acids)
Source: RefSeq, a predicted model, not a curated record